AUGAGAGAAUAUGCUAAAAUUAUUAAAGUAAAUGAUGAAGAAAUUUAUAUACUUAUGAAAAGACAAUAAGAUGAGAAAUUUAAUUUGGAAAAAGAAAAAACUCUUUAUGUUCUAGAAUUGACAGGAUACUUUAAAUAUCAAUUCAAAAACUAGAAGAAGUUAAAAAGAAUCUUGAUAAAAGAAAAUCGAAAAUCACAUAUUGCAAUAGUAAAAGUUAACCUUUAAAAAUAAGGAAAUAACAGAACUAAAAAAAGAAUUAGAUAGAACAAAUUAAAUUAAGAAAUAAUUAUUAUCAACAAUAUUAUGAAAUAAUGA
Messenger RNA from Paramecium sonneborni, 315 nucleotides. The record is from the annotation of a GenBank genome assembly. NCBI's taxonomy places the organism in Eukaryota, Ciliophora, Oligohymenophorea, Peniculida, Parameciidae.